CGAUUGUAAUCGAAACAUUCACAUUUGGACGCCAUAUUGUCAUGUCAGAGUUUUGACGGUGGAUGGUGAAUGCUUGAGAGAAUAAUUUUCUACAACAAAUUGUUCUAAUACGUGUUUUACAAUUUAAGUGCGUCUUAUUUCCCAAGACGCUGGGUGCAGGUAGCAUCCUGUGAACCAUGAGCUAUCAGAUCCCGACUUCACAAAGCCGUACAAUGUCUCACAGCAACUAUGGAGGAUCUGACGUGCCGAUGGCCCCCAGUAAGGAGCAGCAAACCCUGCUGUGGCAGCAGAACUCCUACCUUGUGGAUUCUGGUAUCAACUCCGGAGCUGCCACUCAGGUGCCGUCACUUACUGGCAAAGAAGAUGAUGAAAUGGAAGGAGAUCAGCUCAUGUUCGACCUGGACCAAGGGUUUGCCCAGGGUUUUACCCAGGAGCAAGUUGAAGACAUGAACCAGCAGCUAUCUCAGACCCGCUCCCAGCGUGUCCGAGCCGCCAUGUUCCCGGAGACCUUGGAGGAGGGUAUCGAGAUCCCGUCCACUCAGCUGGACCCUGCCCAGCCCACUGCUGUCCAGCGCUUGUCGGAGCCUUCGCAGAUGUUGAAGCAUGCUGUUGUCAACCUGAUCAACUAUCAGGAUGAUGCUGAUUUGGCUACCAGAGCCAUUCCCGAGUUGAUCAAGCUCUUGAAUGACGAAGAUCAGGUUGUAGUAUCUCAAGCUGCCAUGAUGGUCCACCAGCUCUCGAAGAAGGAGGCCUCCCGCCACGCCAUCAUGAACUCUCCCCAAAUGGUGGCCGCCUUGGUUCGCGCCAUAUCCAACAGCAACGACCUAGAGACUACCAAGGGAGCCGUUGGGACCUUGCAUAACUUGUCGCACCACCGUCAAGGCUUACUCGCUAUCUUCAAGAGCGGCGGGAUACCCGCUCUCGUCAAACUACUGAGCUCUCCUGUGGAAUCCGUCUUGUUCUACGCCAUCACCACCCUCCACAACCUACUCUUGCACCAAGAUGGCUCUAAGAUGGCCGUACGCUUGGCCGGCGGUCUUCAGAAGAUGGUGGCGUUACUCCAGAGGAACAACGUGAAGUUCCUGGCCAUUGUGACUGACUGCCUCCAGAUCCUGGCCUAUGGCAAUCAGGAAUCGAAGUUGAUCAUUCUGGCUUCUCAAGGACCUAUCGAAUUAGUGAGAAUCAUGCGCUCUUACGAUUACGAAAAGUUGUUGUGGACUACUUCAAGAGUUUUGAAGGUCCUUUCCGUGUGCUCGAGCAACAAGCCGGCCAUCGUGGAGGCGGGCGGCAUGCAGGCGCUCGCAAUGCACCUCGGCAACCCGAGCGGCCGCCUAGUGCAGAACUGCCUCUGGACCUUGAGGAACUUGUCCGACGCUGCCACUAAGUUGACGUUUCCCCAGGUCGAGGGGCUGGAAAACCUGCUUUCCAGCCUGGUACAGGUGUUAGCCUCCACUGAUGUCAACAUCGUCACCUGCGCAGCUGGCAUCCUGUCCAACCUGACGUGCAACAACCAACGUAAUAAGGUGACGGUGUGCCAAGCCGGCGGAGUGGACGCGCUGGUGCGCACCGUGGUGUCGGCGGGCGACCGCGAGGAGAUCACGGAGCCGGCCGUGUGCGCGCUGCGCCACCUCACCUCGCGCCACGUCGAGAGCGAGAUGGCGCAGAACGCCGUGCGCCUGCACUACGGCUUGCCGGUGAUCGUGAAGCUGCUAUCGCCGCCGUCGCGCUGGCCGCUGGUGAAGGCGGUGGUGGGGCUGGUGCGCAACCUGGCGCUGUGCCCGGCCAACCACGCGCCGCUGCGCGAGCACGGCGCCGUGCACCAUCUAGUGCGCCUGCUCAUGCGCGCCUUCAACGACACGCAGCGGCAACGCACGUCAGUCCCGGGCGGCACGGGCACGGGCGGCGCCUACGCCGACGGCGUGCGCAUGGAGGAGAUCGUGGAGGGCGCCGUGGGAGCCCUGCACAUCCUGGCUCGCGAGGGGCUCAACCGCCAGCUCAUCCGCCAGCAGAACGUCGUGCCCAUCUUCGUGCAGCUGCUGUUCAACGAGAUCGAGAACAUACAGCGCGUGGCGGCUGGCGUGCUGUGCGAGCUGGCGGCCGACAAGGAGGGCGCCGAGAUGAUCGAGGCAGAGGGCGCCACGGCGCCGCUUACCGAGCUGCUACACUCGCGUAACGAAGGAGUCGCAACCUACGCAGCCGCAGUCCUGUUCCGCAUGUCCGAAGACAAGCCUCACGACUACAAGAAGAGGCUUUCCAUGGAGCUGACCAACUCGCUCUUCCGCGACGACCACCAGAUGUGGCCCAACGAUCUUGGAAUGCAGCCCGAUUUACAGGACAUGCUCGGCCCAGAGCAGGGAUAUGAGGGGCUGUACGGUACCCGACCGUCCUUCCAUCAACAAGGAUACGAUCAAAUACCGAUAGACUCGAUGCAGGGCCUUGAGAUCGGCAGUGGGUUCGGCAUGGACAUGGACAUCGGAGACGCCGAGGGCGCAGGCGCCGCCUCCGCCGACCUGGCCUUCCCGGAGCCGCCGCACGACAACAACAAUGUGGCGGCCUGGUACGACACAGACCUCUAAACCUACACACCCAUUUAAGCACUAUACUCUGGCACACCCAGCUUGG
Cydia amplana is the source of this 2622-nucleotide messenger RNA. RefSeq names its product armadillo segment polarity protein (gene arm). Gene Ontology annotation, biological process: canonical Wnt signaling pathway; cell-cell adhesion; positive regulation of transcription by RNA polymerase II. Bases 177 to 2576 code for a protein of 799 amino acids. Gene Ontology annotation, cellular component: cytoplasm; nucleus; catenin complex. Lineage: Eukaryota; Metazoa; Arthropoda; Insecta; Lepidoptera; Tortricidae. Gene Ontology annotation, molecular function: cadherin binding; nuclear receptor binding; transcription coactivator activity. The transcript is spliced from 15 exons. The record is from RefSeq and is a predicted model, not a curated record.